Molecule: messenger RNA, 1373 nt
Organism: Eurytemora carolleeae
Lineage: Eukaryota; Metazoa; Arthropoda; Copepoda; Calanoida; Temoridae
Product: WD repeat-containing protein 18-like
Exons: 3
Coding region: 69-1322 (417 amino acids)
Biological process (GO): rRNA processing; DNA-templated DNA replication
Cellular component (GO): nuclear pre-replicative complex
Molecular function (GO): protein binding
Source: RefSeq, a predicted model, not a curated record
UUGACCGUGUCGUGUCACCACCUUGCUAAUAAAAAAAAGUUCAUUGAAGGUUUUGUAUUUUAGUUAAAAUGAGGAAUAAGGGUGAAGUUCUAGUGUCAAGUGAGAGUAAAGGACAGAUGUGGAAUACAGGAGUCUGGGAUUCGGAGACUGGAACCCUGCUUACGUCCUACAAGGGCGGUAGUACCUUAAACCGAACCCUAAGUAUGGUUGGGACGGAUUACAUGGUUUCAGCACACCCUGAUAAACCGUUACUUAACGUCUGGCAGAUAAAUCGGAACGAGCAGAUGAGUUUAAGAAUGUUCACGCCGGGGAAAUGUAGCGCGCUGACCUGCUCACCGCGAGGAAGCUAUUUGAUCGCGGCCGUAGAAGAGAAAAUUUCAGUUUGGCAGGUGAGUACCGGAAGAUUGUGGCGUGUGUUAAGCUCGCACUACCAGCCGGUCACCUGCCUACAGUUCACUGAGGACGGUUCAUACUUCGUGUCCGCCGGCGGAGACGGUCAAGUGCUCUGCUGGAGUAUAGCGAUGGUUGUUUCAAGGAGAAAUCUACCAGGCGUUAAAGUUUCUCAGGUUGGUAAACCCGAACCUAAAUGGUCCUGGAGAGAUCAUGCUCUACCCGUCACAGAUAUCCAUAUUACUCCAGGGGGUGUCAACUCCAAGGUUGCAUCAGUAUCCAAGGAUCAAACCUGUAAACUUUUCUGUAUUGUCUCCGGUCAACUUUUACUCUCUAUCUCCUAUCCAGUUCCUCUAGGCUCGGUAACUAUGGAUGCAACAUGUGACAAUAUAUAUACAGGGGGAGAGAAUGGAUCUAUUUAUAUUAUCAGUCUGAACAACCCGCCUAGAUCAGUGUCGAUAUCUAGUGAGAGUCAGGGAAGCACAGUGCUCAAGGGGCACACGGAUACUGUAUCCAACCUUAGUUUGAGUUUAGAUGGAUCUCAUCUCAGCUCUGGAAGCUUGGAUACAAAUGUCCGUAUCUGGCAUGUAAAGAGCGGUCAGUGUGUCAGAGUUCUAGAGCACAAGGGAGCCAUCACCUCCCUCAAGUACAUGAUUCCGCCCCCGGGCAUGCUUAAUACAGAUCAAUGGAGCCCGGGCAGGAAGCUGGUUCCUCUUCAGAAAGGGUUUGACGAGAAGGACUCCUUUGUUUCUAACGUUCUUAGCAAGGAAACGAAACCGUUUGAACGGUUUGAGAAAGAAGAGAUAGAAGUGGAUGGUGAGACUGCUACAGAGAAGAAAGUGGAGAAUACUGAGAGAAUUCAAGAAUUAAUGGAUAUAAACAACCAACUUUACAAAUAUUCGGUUAAACAUAUUCUAAACCAGAAAACAUGAUUAAAUCUGUGAUAGCCAUAAAUUUUUUUACAUUUUUUAAUUGAUUUCAGA